AUGGCGGACGACAAGAACAAAAGAUGUUGGCAUUGGUCUUGUGCCGAGAAAAGCCAAGGAACUGAUUUUAAUCGUGAUUUCAUUUGUUCCGCUCACUGGAGGAAAGGAGAAUGUCAGAGUUUAGAUGACCUCCCGGAUUUAGCUUGUGAACCUACAUUUAUCGACAAAAAAGUGACCAAAAAAACCAYCCCAGUCAGGAAAAUUGAGUCUGCAAAGCGAUCACUCACCGAGCAGCAGUCAGAAGGCAGCAAGAAGAAAAGAAGGAGGGUUCUCUCUUAUAACAGUUGUAUUGAAUCUUCUAAUGUUGACCUUUUGCAAAAUGAAAUUGAUAAUCUUAAGGAAAAGCUGAGAGGGAAAACAAAUGAGGUAAAUCAAUUAUGUGAUUUGGUCAAAACCUUGGAAGUUCAAAAUGAAACAUAUCAGUCGCAGCUGAAGCAAUUUGCUCAUAAGACUGAAAAAUCAACAUUUUCCUAUAAAUGCUUGAAAAAGAAUCCAAAGCAGUUUUUCUAUAUGACUGGACUGUCUGUUGAUUUUGAUUGUCUGUUUGCCUGUGUUGAGCCUUACAUAUCUGCUAUGAUAUACCCAGAUUGUAAAACUCACCAGCAGAGGAAGUUAACAAAGAAAACCGAGCUGAUGUGCUUUAUGACAGUAUGUAGACAUACUUUGCACCUUGGUAUUGUGGGGUUCAUGACAAAUACAAGUGAUUUAACUCAAUCAAGAAUCUUUACAGCAUGGGCUGUUUUCCUAUCAACUCUGUUUGACCAACUAGACCUGAGUCCCUGCCCAGGAGAGGUGAUUUCUUUCUUACCAAUAGAUUUCUAUGCUUCAGGGUUCAAGGACACAGUGCUGUUAGGUGAUUGCACAGAAAAUUGGAUAGCUUCACCAGAAAACUAUGACAUCAGCAGUACAACCUUCGGUUCAUAUAAAAAUCAUGAUACUGGCAAAACARGAAUUUGGAUUACACCUUAUGGCAGUCUAUUAAUGUGCACUGAUAUAUAUCUAGGGGCAAUUACAGAUAAUGACUUAACUGAAGACUGUGGCGUACUUGAUAAGGUGAAAGAUAAAGGGGCUGCAGUUCUGACAGAUAAGGGGUUUGGAAUCGAAGACCUGUGUCAUGCCAAAGGGUUGUCCCACAAUCGCCCUCCAAUGAAGUUUUCUGUGAAAAAAAGAACUUUGAUGUGGCCACCCUACGCAUAUAUAAUGAAAACUACAUAG
This is a messenger RNA of Actinia tenebrosa (Australian red waratah sea anemone), 1215 nucleotides long. RefSeq lists its product as uncharacterized. Lineage: Eukaryota; Metazoa; Cnidaria; Anthozoa; Actiniaria; Actiniidae. The record is from RefSeq and is a predicted model, not a curated record.